Molecule: messenger RNA, 4093 nt
Organism: Zalophus californianus (California sea lion)
Lineage: Eukaryota; Metazoa; Chordata; Mammalia; Carnivora; Otariidae
Gene: IL21R
Product: interleukin 21 receptor
Exons: 9
Coding region: 622-2250 (542 amino acids)
Biological process (GO): cytokine-mediated signaling pathway; immunoglobulin mediated immune response
Cellular component (GO): external side of plasma membrane; membrane
Molecular function (GO): cytokine receptor activity; protein binding
Source: RefSeq, a predicted model, not a curated record
GCCGCGGGGCAGCCACACUCUGACAGACCCACUGGUGCCUCUCUGCCGAGUGACCCACGGGCUCGGGGUCCGACUGUUUGCCGGCUCCUCCCCGAGUGUGACCGACAGCCACACGGCCAUCUGUCUGCCUGCCUGUCUGUGUCUCUGGGUGUCUGCCUGGCUGGCCAUCUGCCGGUUGGCUUGACUUCCCCUGUCUGUCUGUCUGUCUGUCUGUCUGUCUGCCUGCCUGCCUGACCAGCCCUUGUCGCCGUGUGUCCCCUCCCUGGUACAGCCGAUUGGUCCCUUACCCCAGCCUCUGCCUUCUGUCCACGUGUGGCCUCCCUGGGAUGUGACCGACCAUUGUCUUCCCCCCGCCCCCCUCCCCCCAGCUGGCUCCCUCUGUGUGGCCCGCCUGCCUGGAGCCCGGCUGCCAUCCAUCUGGGUGACAGGUCGUAUGCUUGUCUGGUGGGUGACUGGGGCAGGCUGUGGGUCCCCACCCCCUAGCCCUGCCGUUUCCCUCUCUCAUCCCCCACCCCCACGCUGAGCCUAGCUGCCGCCCCCUGGGAGCCCACUGGAUUGCCCCGAGCACACAGAAUGGAUUUCUGAGGGAAAAGCUGGAACAGCAGGAUCCUGAGAGUCAGCAUGCCGUGUGGCUCAGCGGCCGCUCUGUUCCUGCUGAUGCUCCAGGGUGCCUGGGGUUGCCUAGACCUCGUCUGUUACACUGAUUACUUACAAAGAGUCACCUGCACCCUGGAGACAAGGACCCUCCACCCCAGCACGCUCACCCUCACCUGGCAGGACCCAUAUGGGGACCUGGAGGACGAGGUGACCUCCUGCAGCCUCCACCGGUCCGCCCGCAAUGCCACGCACGCCGAGUACACGUGCCACAUGGAUGUGUUUCACUUCAUGGCCGACGACAUUUUCAGUGUCAACGUCACAGACCAGUCUGGCAGGUCCUCCCAGGAGUGCGGCUCCUUCGUCCUGGCUAAGAGCAUCAAGCCGUCCCCCCCUUUCAACGUGACCGUGACCUUCUCGGGGCAUUAUAACAUCUCCUGGAGCUCCAGUUAUGAUUUCUUCGCGCUGAAGGGCAAGCUGCAGUAUGAGCUGCGAUACAGGAAGCAGGGAGGCCCCUGGGCUCUGGGUCCGAGGAGAAAGCUGAUCUCGGUGGACUUGAGGAGCGUCUCUCUCCUUCCCUUGGAGUUCCAGAGUGACUCGAGCUAUGAGCUGCAGAUCCGCGCAGGGCCCCAGCCCGGCUCCUCCUUCCAGGGGACCUGGAGCGAGUGGAGUGACCCGGUCACCUUUCACACCCAGCCGGAAGAGAUAAAGGGAGGCUGGCACACUUACCUGCUCUAUCUCCUCCUUGUCAUCAUACUCCCCAUCCUGGUCUUCUUAGGCCUGAAGAUCCACCUGCCUUGGAGGCUGUGGAAGAAGGUGUGGGGGCAGGUGCCCAACCCACAGAAGUUCUUCCAGCCCCUCUAUGUGGGCCACAGUGGAGACUUCAAGAAAUGGGUGGGUGCACCCUUCACUGCCUCCAGCCUGGAGCUGGGACCCUGGAGCCCCGAGGUGCUUUCAUCCCUGGAGAUGUUCAACCUUUGCCCACCACAGAGUGCCACCAAGGGGCCGCAGCCCAUGCCUCUGCCCGAGCCCACCGACCUGGUGGAAGCCGACGAGGGGCCUGAGCCCGACUCCUGCGGCCCGGCCCCCGCCACCACAGGCAGCUUGGGUGGCUCGGCUUAUAGCCAGGAGAGGGACCAACCAUACAGUGUACUGUCCAUCGACACGGUGACCGUAGCAGACAUGGAGGGGCCAUGUGCCUGGUCCUGCACCUGUGGGGAUGACGGCUACCCAGCCCUGAACUUGGACGCCAGCCUGGAGCCCGGCUCAGGCACCGAGGACCCGCUCUUAGACACCGGGACCACAGUCCUCUCCUGUGGCUGCGUCUCGACUGGUGGCCUUGCCGGGCCGGGAGGCCCUCCUGGCAGCCUCCUUGACCGGCUAAAGCUGCCCCUUGAAGAUGAGGCAGGUUGGACCCCAGGCCCGCCAUGGAGUGGCGGGCCCCCCGGAGGGGCAUCUGACAGCGAAGCGGGCUCGCCUCCCGCCGGCCUGGACAUGGACACUUUUGAUAGUGGCUUCGCGGGCUCUGACUGCGGCAGCCCUGUGGAGUGUGACUUUACCAGCCCCCGAGACGAGGGGCCCCCCAGGAGCUACCUCCGCCAGUGGGUGAUCAUGGCCCCGCCACCCGAGGGACCCGAGCCCCAGGCCAGCCAGUGAGGCUGACCGGCCGUCCAGAGCCAUUUGGCCCGAGCCAGAGCUGGGCUCGCCUGGGCCAUGGGGUAAAGUGGCCUGUGACCUUUGGGCCCCCAGAUGGGGCCCCUGAGCCUGGUUGACGCCUGGCGUGCAUGUGUGGCCCCAGGAGCGCAUGGGUGUGUCCGUGUGUGGGAGCAGGUGCCCGUGGGCGCGGAGGAAAGACGCACAUGUGUCUGGGACUGUGUGCACACGAUGACAGCCUCCCUCCUUUCUGGACGUGGGGCGGCCCCCCACGGACCCUGCCCUGCGGGGCCUGCCUCCAGGAACCGUGAGAAGUCCCUACUGUUCCUUUUCAUGUCUCCGGGGGACAGGAAGGGGAUGGAGUGAGCCCAUGGGGACCCUGGCUGUGGGAAGGUUUGUGGGGGCCUGUGGACCGAGGUCUGCAUCCCAGCUGUGAUGCCCCUGAGCUGUGCCACUUUGGGCAAGCCGCUUCCCCUUUCUGGGCUGGCUACUGGGGGGGGGUCCCACAGGUGGCAUGGCCCCCCUCGGGGAGAAAUCGGUGAGGUCACCCACUGUACAGGCUGCAGCAGAGCAGACCCUCAAUAAAUUCAGCUUCCUUCCUUCAGGGGCCCAGACCAAGCUUGUGCUGGUGGUGGGCGGGGGUGAGAAAGCAGCCACAGUGUGGGGCUGUCCUGCCCACAGAGGGGCACUUGGGGGUGGUUUCAGGCUUCAAGUCAGCCUGUCCCUUAGAAACAGCCCCCACCGGCCAAGAUUUGCUGGCUUCUGCUGCCCACUCAGUUAUUCCCCUUAUGCUCCCAAGAAAUAUUUAUCAGUCACGAGUAUGUGUGCCGGGUUCUGGGGUACGCGGUGGGGGGGCUCCUUCGGCACUUGUGGUGGAGGAGGGGCAGACAGGCAGUGAUGACGCAGCCCUCCACUCCUCCGGCAUCUUGUUUGCUCAUCCCCGGGAAUCAGGGGGGAGUCAAGGUCUUGUUGACGAUUUCUCAGAGACCCGUUCAAAAUGCGAAUUGAGACGCUAAGAAAAUCCAUCUUGGCCACAUUUGAAGGCACCUUACUGAGCAUCAGUGCCACAGACUGCAUGCAGCUCAUGCUUUAACAAACCAAACCAAAACCAGAAACAGCAAACAAGACCAUAGGUUGUUUUCUUAGUCGGGGUGCUCACCUUUAGAGGCGUCUUUUUCGAGCCCGCCAAGCAGGGUUUGGGAGGCCGAGAGUCUGAUUCAGCAGGCCAGCCGGCUCCCAGAGCCCGGGGACAUCCCUGCCCCAGCCUGGAACUGCCCAGGGCCCUCGUUCUCCCAGGAGGCCGGGCUGCUGGGCGGAACCCAAAGGGGAAAAGCUCUGGUUUGUCUGUCCUCUUGGAUGAGCCUGAGCUACCUGUUGGUGGGAGUCAGUCCUGCAGAAAGCCUCACCGUGAUUCAUCUGUAACAUGGGGUGUUUGGGGGGGGUGAGUCCCCGAGAGAGUCCUGGGUGCUUGAAAGUUCUAGAACAUCAAUGGUUUCAACCAUGGGGCUAUUGACCUGGGAUCAAAGUGAGGCUCAGUUGGGAGCUCAAGUCCGACACUGGAGCUCCUGCACAAGUGAGCAGCCCUCACCAUCCCCCACUGUCACCCCCCGGGGACACUUGGGCCAGGUGUGCUGUGGUUUCACAUCCUCCUGCGGCCAGCGAGUUCUAGGGGCCACCCUGAGCCGCCGGCUCCCCGGGGGAGGCAGCAAAGCUCUCCUGCACACAGAGCUCUGGGCUGGGGGCCAGGGCUGGGGCUUGGUCAGGGGCUCUAGCCUGAGCCAGGCGUGGCUCCUCACCGACUCUGUCUCUGAAGGGGACUCAGCUGGUAAGCGGGCUGCAAAGAGGA